Messenger RNA from Naegleria gruberi, 1104 nucleotides. RefSeq lists its product as uncharacterized. The coding region runs from base 1 to 1104 and encodes 367 amino acids. The record is from RefSeq and is a predicted model, not a curated record. The transcript has a single exon. NCBI's taxonomy places the organism in Eukaryota, Heterolobosea, Eutetramitea, Acrasida, Naegleriidae.
AUGUCAGCAUCUCCCAUAAUUUUCGACCUUGGAAUUUUCGAACAAGAGUUUCCAUUGUUUAUCGGACCGAAUCAAGAAGAAGCAUAUGAUUUUAAAGCAGCUGCAUCAAGUGAUGAAAAUGAUGAUUUUGAGGUUGAUAAGGAGUGUCAUGAUAAAGUAACUUCAAUCUUUAGAGAUGAUGAUCAACAACCAAUCGUUGAUAAUCAACAACAAGAAGGUGCCACAGUCAGCCAUGAUAACCAUACUGCUCAAAUUUCUUCAUCAAGUGUUGGUGAUGAUGAUGAUGAUAUCUUUCUGAAAGAAGAUGACAUAUUCAGCCAUGAUAGCAGUACUGCUCAAAUUUCCUCAUCAAAUACUAAUAGUGGUAUUGGUAAUGAGUGUAACACUGAAACUGGUUAUGAAAGUUUGGCUUUCCAGGUUUCUAACCUUCCUGAUUGUACAACAGGUUCCAGUCAGAACACAUUGCAAUGUGCAACCAUUUCAAUGGAAGACAAUAGAAAAUCUUCCAGUCGAUUUGACACCUCUGCACAAGUGAAGAAGGGCAGAAGAAAGCACUCCCCCAAAAAAUUAGCUGAACAGAAAGAAGAGGAAAAGCAGGUCAAGAAGGUUGUGGAAACACAAGAAAAUCCAACACUUAAAUGGGAACACACAAAGAUAUGUUCUAAGAAUACAUAUUUGGAGAUUGAUAUUGGAGAGAGAGAAUUCUCUUUAAGUAUUGAAGUAUUCCAAACUGGCACUGGAAGCCAUGGACCACUCGAAGAACUUAAGGAACACAUACAAAAAGUUAGUGAUCUUUCGAUAACAAUUCAAAACUUGAACACCACAGAGAAAAAUUAUAUUUCCCUACAAGAUCAUCUCCCGAAAGCCACAUGCAAAGAACGUAAAAAAACAACUUGGAUCAAACUUGGUGGUGGAGACUAUUUGUUUUUGUGUUGUGAUGGACACAAAUUCGAAAAUGCGCAUAAUUUUAUUUCAAUCAAUAACCAGGGCAUUAGAACUCGAAACCAAAAUCUCAAUCAAUACUCCAAAAAGUGCAAAAAAGAUGCAACUCGUUUAAUAAUUAGUUCAGACCUAUCUGAGUUAAACACUCUUAAGAAGCAAUGA